CUAUGUUUCGUAUCGUUCGUGAUAUAGUGACGUGUCUCCCAUCGUGUCAAGUUUGAAGAUUUUCGAGAGGGUGAUGUUUAAUUAAUCGUUUCAUGUUAAUUACUUGAGAAAAAGAUGUUGACGAAGUUCGAGACGAAAUCUGCUCGAGUGAAGGGAUUGUCCUUUCAUCCGAAACGUCCCUGGGUGCUCGCAAGUUUGCACAAUGGCGUUAUCCAAUUAUGGGACUACCGCAUGUGUACCCUGCUCGACAAAUUCGACGAGCACGACGGGCCGGUGCGAGGUAUAUGCUUCCACAAUCAGCAACCUCUGUUCGUGUCCGGCGGUGACGAUUACAAGAUUAAAGUCUGGAACUACAAGCAACGGAGAUGUAUCUUCACCCUGCUGGGUCACCUGGAUUACAUCAGGACUACCAUGUUCCAUCAGGAGUAUCCCUGGAUACUUAGCGCCUCGGACGAUCAGACUAUCCGGAUCUGGAACUGGCAGAGUCGCACCUGCAUCUGCGUGUUAACUGGGCAUAAUCAUUAUGUAAUGUGCGCCCAAUUCCAUCCCACGGAAGAUAUUAUCGUGUCAGCUUCGCUGGAUCAAACAGUCCGCGUGUGGGAUAUCUCUGGAUUGCGCAAGAAGAACGUGGCGCCAGGCCCGGGCGGCCUUGAGGACCACCUGAAGAACCCAGGGGCGACCGACUUGUUUGGCCAGGCCGACGCGGUGGUCAAGUACGUCUUGGAAGGUCACGACAGAGGCGUUAAUUGGGCGUGCUUCCACGGAACGUUGCCGCUAAUCGUCUCCGGAGCCGAUGACCGGCAGAUCAAAAUGUGGCGAAUGAAUGAUGCCAAGGCCUGGGAAGUGGACACUUGUCGCGGUCACUACAACAACGUAUCCUGUGUGCUGUUCCACCCUAGGCAGGAUCUUAUCCUGUCCAACUCGGAGGAUAAGAGUAUCAGAGUGUGGGACAUGACGAAGCGCACAUGUUUGCACACGUUCCGCAGGGAGCACGAAAGGUUCUGGGUGCUCGCCGCUCAUCCGACUCUCAAUCUCUUCGCUGCCGGUCACGACUCUGGCAUGAUUAUUUUUAAACUUGAACGAGAGCGUCCUGCGUACGCGGUUUACGGUAAUCUUUUGUAUUACGUAAAGGACCGGUUCCUUCGUAAGCUGGACUUUACCACGUCCAAGGAUACGUCGGUGAUGCAGAUUCGAAGUGCAGGGAAGACGGGACCUUACAGUAUGUCGUACAAUCAGGCUGAAAACAGCGUUUUGAUUUGCACGAGGUCGCCUUCGAAUAUCGAGAACAGCACUUAUGAUCUGUACAUGAUACCUCGUGAGGGGGAUUCGAACACGGAUGCUGAAGCCAAGCGAGCGUCCGGCUAUACUGCCACCUGGGUCGCCAGAAAUCGAUUUGCUGUAUUGGACAGAGCGUAUUCGUUAGUUAUCAAGAACUUGAAGAACGAGGUCACAAAGAAGGUCCAGAUUCCCAACUGCGACGAAAUAUUUUAUGCUGGCACAGGCAUGCUGCUUCUCCGCGACGCGGAACAGGUAACGCUGUUCGACGUGCAGCAGAAGAGAACCUUGGCGGAAGUGAAAAUCUCUAAAUGCAGAUACGUCGUCUGGUCCAGCGACAUGUCGCAUGUUGCUCUGCUGGCCAAGCAUACCGUCAACAUCUGUAACCGGCGUUUGGAGUCUCUCUGUUCCGUGCACGAGAACACCAGAGUCAAGUCUGGAGCUUGGGACGACUCUGGCGUGUUCAUUUAUACGACCAGCAAUCACAUCAAGUACGCGAUUAGCAAUGGCGAUCAUGGUAUCAUCCGCACGCUCGAUCUACCGAUCUACGUUACGAGAGUGAAAGGCAAUCAGGUUUACUGCUUGGACCGAGAAUGCAGACCGCGGAUUCUCCGAAUAGACCCGACCGAAUACAAAUUCAAGCUUGCGUUGAUUAACAGAAAGUACGAAGAAGUUUUGCACAUGGUUCGCAAUGCGAAUCUCGUCGGGCAAUCGAUCAUAGCAUACCUGCAGCAAAAGGGAUACCCGGAGGUGGCGCUCCACUUCGUAAAAGAUGAGAAAACCAGGUUCGGUCUCGCGCUCGAAUGCGGUAACAUCGAGGUCGCGCUAGAAGCCGCAAGGUCGCUGGACCAAAAAUCUUGCUGGGAAAGUUUAGCGCAAACUGCCUUGCUGCAAGGCAAUCACCAAGUGGUGGAGAUGUGCUAUCAAAGAACCAAGAACUUUGAGAAGCUGUCCUUCCUCUAUCUCAUCACCGGCAACUUGGAGAAGCUGCGUAAGAUGAUCAAGAUUGCGGAAAUUCGAAAGGAUGUGUCUGGACAGUAUCAAGGAAGUUUACUGCUUGGCGACAUUUACGAGCGAGCCAAGAUUUUGCGGAGCUGCGGGCAAGCAUCAUUGGCGUACGUUACCGAGAAGAUCCACGGGAUAUCGAACGAAGAGGACGACGCUCAGUAUGAGUCAAUGAGCGAGGAACUUUCCGCGUUGGAGAAGGGCGCGAUAUACCUCCGUCCACCCGUGCCUAUUCAGCAAGCCGAGAACAACUGGCCGCUGCUGACCGUCUCCAAGGGCUUCUUCGAGGGCGCGAUGAUGUCCCGCAGCAGGACUCAGGUAGCCGCUGCUCUAGCUCUGGAAGAUGAUGGCACAGCAACACCCGAGGGAUGGGGCAACGACGAAGAACUCGGCAUCGACGACGAGGAAGGCGUAGACGCAGAGAUCGCGCCGGACGGCGAGGAGAAUCCCGGAUGGGACGUCGAGGACGUCGAUCUGCCACCAGAACUCGAGGCUGCAACGACCACCAAUGAGGAGGGCUACUACUCCCCGCCUACCAAGGGAACUUCACCGACGCAGCAUUGGAUGAACAAUUCCAAGCUAGUGGUCGAUCACAUACUGGCCGGCUCGUUCGAGUCUGCCUUCAGAUUGUUGCACAACCAGGUCGGCGUGGUCGAGUUCGAACCUUAUCAGUCCCUGUUCUUGAACACGUUCGCUCGUUCGAGAACGUCUUACGCCUGUCUGCCCAACGUGCCAUCGUUGUACGGGUACCCUCAAAGAAACUGGAAAGAUGCCACACCGAAAACCAGCGUGCCCGCGAUAGGACUGCACCUCUCCGAUCUGGUUCAGCGUCUUCAAGUGUGCUACCAGUUGACGACCAACGGCAAGUUCACCAAGGCGAUAGAGAAGCUGCAGGAAAUCCUGCUGAGCAUACCGUUGCUCGUUGUGGACACCAGACAAGACAUCGCGGAAGCGCAGCAGCUGAUUCAGAUCUGUCGCGAGUACAUCCUGGGUCUGAAGAUGGAGACUGAACGCAAGAGCCUGCCGAGAGGCACGCUAGCCGAGCAGAAGAGGAUCUGCGAGAUGGCAGCGUACUUCACGCACUGUAAUCUGCAACCCGUACAUCAGAUUCUCACUCUUCAAGUCGCUGUGAACUUGUUCUACAAGUUGAAGAAUUACAAAACCGCCGGUUCGUUCGCGAGAAGAUUACUCGAGCUCGGACCAAAUCCUGAGCUUGCACAGAAGAUUCGGGUCCUCUUACAGUCUUGCGACAAGAACCCCGUCGACGAGCAUAAAUUAGCGUACGACGAGCACAAUCCGUUCUCAUUAUGCGCAAGCACGUUCAUGCCCAUCUACAAAGGCAAGCCGGAAGUAAAGUGUCCCUUAUGCGGUGCGAGCUAUAAUCCGCAGUUCAAAGAUACGGUGUGCAAGAUAUGUGAAGUUGCCAUGAUAGGCAAAGAACAUUAAACGUCUUUUAUUGUUAUCGUAUUCUGUUAGUGUUAUAAGUAACAGAUUUAUUCACGUGCAAAUUGAUUAAGAUCAUAUGUACAUUAGUAGAUAGAUUAUCUUGUGAAUUUUAACUUGCUCCAGUAAGAUAUGAUAAAACAAGAUUUGCUUCAAACGAUUUAGAGCUGUACUCGAUCUUGGAACAUCAAAGAUAAAAUUAACAUGUCGAGAAUAAUAUAAUGCUAAAAAUUAAAAACGAUAGAAUUUAUUUUCAACUCUGAUAGAGUUAUUUACACUCGAUCAUUCCCAGAAGUGAAUAGAAAUGACUUAACAAACCCGGAAUUAAAUAUUGUCCGUUAACUAAGACAUUAUUACAAUGUAAGCUUAUUUUAUUUUAUACUUUUAUUGGGUGUCUAAUUGAGCUCAUCACAUCUGAAUAUAAGUUUUGCAUAUUGUUAAAAUCAAAGUAAUAUAAAAUUCGAUGUCCAUCAAA
Ooceraea biroi (clonal raider ant) is the source of this 4198-nucleotide messenger RNA. It is a transcript of the gene alphaCOP, whose product is annotated as coatomer subunit alpha. Gene Ontology annotation, biological process: retrograde vesicle-mediated transport, Golgi to endoplasmic reticulum; endoplasmic reticulum to Golgi vesicle-mediated transport; intra-Golgi vesicle-mediated transport. Gene Ontology annotation, molecular function: protein binding; structural molecule activity. Gene Ontology annotation, cellular component: COPI vesicle coat. Lineage: Eukaryota; Metazoa; Arthropoda; Insecta; Hymenoptera; Formicidae. The record is from RefSeq and is a predicted model, not a curated record.